Molecule: messenger RNA, 1077 nt
Organism: Habropoda laboriosa
Lineage: Eukaryota; Metazoa; Arthropoda; Insecta; Hymenoptera; Apidae
Gene: RagA-B
Product: ras-related GTP-binding protein A
Exons: 7
Coding region: 157-1077 (306 amino acids)
Biological process (GO): regulation of autophagy; cellular response to amino acid stimulus; positive regulation of TOR signaling
Cellular component (GO): lysosome; nucleus; Gtr1-Gtr2 GTPase complex
Molecular function (GO): GTPase activity; GTP binding
Source: RefSeq, a predicted model, not a curated record
AAAUGGUAUAGAAUAACCUCGAUAUGAAAUUUGACAUUUGACCACGUAUUUGACGAAAAGAAGAUUGACUGUUUCAACAGUCGAUCGACUGUUUGUUACAAAGAAUUACUUAAUUCAGUUUUAAUUGAACCUUAAGUUCGAUAUUAUCAGUUCAAAAUGAAAAAGAAGGUUUUGUUAAUGGGUAAAAGUGGUUCAGGAAAGACAAGUAUGCGUAGCAUAAUUUUUGCUAAUUAUAUUGCUCGUGACACUCGUCGCUUGGGAGCAACAAUUGAUGUAGAACAUAGUCAUGUUCGAUUCCUUGGUAAUUUGGUGCUAAACCUUUGGGAUUGUGGUGGCCAAGAAGCAUUUAUGGAAAAUUAUUUUGCAUCUCAGCGUGACAAUAUAUUUAGAAAUGUUGAAGUUCUGAUCUAUGUUUUUGAUGUAGAAUCAAGGGAAUUAGAUAAGGAUAUGCAUUAUUAUCAAAGUUGCUUAGAAGCAAUAUUACAAAACAGUCCAGAAGCAAAAAUAUUCUGCUUAGUACAUAAAAUGGAUUUAGUGCAAGAAGAUCAACGAGAUGUGAUAUUUAGAGAAAGAGAAGAAGAUCUGAAAAGACUUAGCUUACCACUUGAAUGCACAUGUUUCAGGACUAGCAUAUGGGAUGAAACAUUAUAUAGAGCAUGGUCUUCAAUUGUAUAUAUGUUAAUUCCUAAUGUGAAAGAACUUGAACAAAGUUUGAAACAAUUUACAAACAUUAUUGAUGCUGAUGAAGUACUUCUGUUUGAAAGAGCAACAUUUUUAGUGAUUAGUUAUUGUCAAAGGCAGCAUCAUAGAGAUGUACAUCGAUUUGAAAAAGUUUCUAAUAUAAUAAAACAAUUCAAAUUGAGUUGCAGCAAACUGGCAGCACAAUUUCAAAGUAUGGAAGUUAGAAAUACAAAUUUUGCUGCUUUUAUUGAUGUAUUUACAUCAAAUACAUAUGUAAUGGUUAUCAUGUCGGAUCCUGCUAUUCCGUCAGCAGCAACAUUAAUCAACAUUCGUAAUGCACGAAAGCAUUUUGAAAAACUAGAACGUGCUAGCCAAAGCUCGGCAUUAAGUAGAUAG